AUGUCUGGCUCCGGGUAUGACGCCGUGGUCGACGUGGACGACGAGGGUGACCUCGGCCACACGGACCUGCAAGAAGACGGCCUCGAAUUCCACAACUCGACGUUCCAAGAGGGCACGCGCGGCGGGCGCAAGGGCGGCGGCGGCGGCGGCGGCGGCUCCUCCUCGGCGGGCCUACCACCCCCCGUAACGGCAUCGUCGUCGCAGAAGCGCUUCCUCUGGUCCAUGUCCUUCUACGCCCAGUUCUUCGACGUGGACACGUCGGCGGUGAUGUCACGCUGCUGGGCCGCGCUCUUCCCGCGCGCCAACUUCCUCGACGUCCUCGACGGCAACCCUGACCUGUACGGGCCGUUCUGGAUCGCCACCACCGUGGUGCUCAUCCUGUUCCUCGGCGGCAGCAUCAGCCAGUGGCUGGCCACGCGCGGCACCGUCCCCUUUGCCUACGACUUUCGCCUGCUCAGCGGCGCCGCCGGUCUCGUCUAUGGUUACACCCUCUUCAUCCCCAUCGCCCUCUUCCUCGCGCUGCGCUACUUUGGCAGCGACUCGGCCAACCUGCUCGAGUGCUGGGCCCUCUACGGCUACUCUAACCUAAUCUGGGUCCCCGUCGCCUGCAUCAGCUGGUCGCCGCUCUCGAUCCUCAACUGGACUUUUGUCGCCGUCGGCUUCGGCGUCUCCGGCGCCUUCCUGCUGCGCAACCUGUACCCGGUCCUCAGCGCCACCGACCGCCAGACGAGCAAGGUCCUGCUCGUCGUCGUCGUCGCCCUCCACUUUGGCCUCGCCCUCGCCAUCAAGAUCCUCUUCUUCGCGCAUGGCAGCCCCGUCGCCAAGAAGCCGGCCGAGGGAGGCGGCGAGGAUGCGGGCGGUGGUGCAAAGUUCCUGAUGUUUUAG
Molecule: messenger RNA, 885 nt
Organism: Cordyceps fumosorosea ARSEF 2679
Lineage: Eukaryota; Fungi; Ascomycota; Sordariomycetes; Hypocreales; Cordycipitaceae
Product: Yip1 domain family
Exons: 3
Coding region: 1-885 (294 amino acids)
Biological process (GO): vesicle-mediated transport
Cellular component (GO): Golgi apparatus; membrane
Molecular function (GO): small GTPase binding
Source: RefSeq, a predicted model, not a curated record